Molecule: messenger RNA, 5547 nt
Organism: Spirodela intermedia
Lineage: Eukaryota; Viridiplantae; Streptophyta; Magnoliopsida; Alismatales; Araceae
Source: the annotation of a GenBank genome assembly
AUGGGAGCCGCUGGUUCGAAGCUCGAGAAGGCUCUUGGAGAUCAGUUUCCUGAAAGCGAGAGGUAUUUUGGCCUGGAAAAUUUCGGCAACACCUGCUAUUGCAACAGCGUCUUGCAGGUUAUCUUUCGCUUUCUGAGAAAAGCUGAUACACUUGCGGGCUAAUUCUUCUCUUUUCUGUCCUCAUCUUUCUUUCCGUAUUCGUUACCUUUUCCUCCGAUUUGUUCCCUUCUCUUUGUGUGUGUACGUUAGAUUGAGUCAAAUUGUCACGAACGCCAAAAUAGCGUAUGGCGCGAAGGUCCCGCACUCCAAGGUUUAGUGUACUCUCCGGGGUACUUUUCUGUUUGCCUUUUUCUCUUGGAGGUGCGUCGCUCCCCGUAUUUCCCUUUUUUUUUUGUGUGUCGUAAAUGGGAGGGGGUUGCUGAAGACUUUGCGACUCGUUGAUGGUCGAUCAUUAGGUGUUAUUUGGACGAUGAUAAUUCAAGCGAGUCGAGUUAAUCUGACAUUUCUGUGUUGCUUUUGAAGUGAUCCUUUUAGAAGCUCUGACAGACUUGGCUGGUUUAUUCUCUUUUUCGAUUUAUUUUUCUUGAUGGAAGAACCCAUCAUAAAAUUAUAGUUACUUUUCUUGGAUGUUAAAAAUGGAAAGAAGAGAAGGGUAAAACGGGUGUAAGGCAAAAUUGCCGAUCUAGAUGGAGAAUAAGUUCAAAAAUUAGGAGACGUGUGAGAAUCCAGGGAUUUUGGUCUUCCUAACUGUACCGUCAACCUUAUUCUCAUUUGUCUAUCAUUGGUUUUUCGGUUAUCCCGAUUUUAUUUCUCUUUUCCAAGUCAGAUCCCUCUUAUUUUUUUGAUUUUCAGACCAAUAGUUCACUGUGACGUUUUUUACAAAAUUUAAUGAGAGGAUGUAAAUCAGAGUUUCACGUUUUUAGCAUGUUUUAUGGCAUACACUAAUAAUUAUAUGCAAUGUUUCGUAAAAACAAUUGAAAGCUGUUUUAUCAGAUUGAUUGUUGUCUCUGGGUAUCUGAUUUUAAUCCUUGCUUUUGAACGAUGGCAAUGAAGACAAGCUCUUAAGUAAAGAAGCAUGCAGCAUGUUUCUUUGUUUUAUUAUUUAGUAUCUGAUGGAAAAGUAUCUUUCUUCUACUGUGUUUUGCUUUGCAUUUUUCUUUGCCAGUAUUGUCUUUUUAACACGAGUUCAUGGGUAGUGUUGUACAUAUAUACCUUGUUAUCGGAUCAUUGUUUUGGGUUUGCAACAGUUCAGUUUGAAACAAAAGCUCUAUGCGAUUCAAAGGAAAUUACACUGAGGUUGUAUUAUCAGAGAUGCCCUCGUAAUUCACCAUAAUGUUUCCCAACAACAUAUUACUUCGUCCAAGGCACUCCCCAGUCAUUUCUCUGAGUAGGAGAAGCAGAACUCCCUUACACUUAUUGAGAACAAGCUUCUUCUUUUUUAAGCUAUUUGGAAAAAACUGAAAAAAAAAAUUAAUACUGGAAACAAAUCUCUUUCUGCUAUGUUAUAUAUAGUUUCCAGAGUAGAAUUAACCUCUGGAUUGGAAAUCACUGGUUAUAUAUCCGGUAUUGGCCAUAUUCUCUCACUGCCGCGCCCCCCCUCCCCCUCCCCCCAACAAACCACCGCCUCCGCGAGUCUACGUGCCUGCUUAGACAGUGAUCUUGUAUUAGGAGAAAUUCCCAAAAGCAGUUUGCCUCUGCCAAUGUAUGGCCGGGUCGGGCAUGAUUUUCACAUACCUUGGAAGAAGAUAAAAGCUUGGGAAGAAUGACAACCCUAAUUUGUGUUGGCCAUAUGUGAAGUAUUCACUGUAGUCUGGUAGGAUUGAGAUGUACUUGUCAUAAAUUUUGACAUGUUGGAGACAUUCUGUUCAACACUUAGAACUGUGUUUUCAUAUAUGCAGGCGCUUUACUUUUGUACUCCCUUCCGUGAGCAAUUGCUUGACUAUUAUGGAAAUCACAAGAAUCCAGGAGAUGCAGAAGAGAACCUUUUGACCUGUUUGGCUGAUCUUUUUUCUCAGGUUAAUGCCCCACUGGUCUUUUCUUGCACGUUAUUACUUAGAUAUUAUUCUUUCAUCCUCUUAAUGGAAGAAGGAGAAGAAGGCCGUUAUCAGUCAUUAUUGCCACUCUAGUAGCAAUACCACAGUGAUUCUAUCAUACAAAAUUAGCUGUUUUUCUUGUGUUGGGAGUAAAGUACUCUUUCUUUAUUAUAUCUUUUUUGAAAUGAUUUAUUAAUAUAAAUUAAUGGUUGGUGUCAUUGUUUGGGUUUUCCCUUUUGAUCUGCCCUUUCUUAAUUAACACUAUCUUUUGUUGCAUGCUUACGAGCAUCUACUGUUUUGAAAGUUUUCAUACCUUGACGUGAAUGUAAGGAGUCGAGGGUGAUGAAUUAUUAUUGCAUGAUUAUCUAUGUUCAGUUCGUAAAUUGGUGGACUCGAUGAAUCUUCUUGGUGUAUAGUGUUUGUAUUGUAUCAUGCAACAUGCUUGUGCUAGACUUAAGUUCUGAUGUAAUGUAUUAUGAAACCUGGUUGGAGUGGGAGAAAGAGAAAAUCUUUUACCUUUUGUAUUUUAUUGAUAUAUGCUUCUUUCUAGGUUAGAAGUCCUAUCUACCUGAUACGUGUACUGAUCCUCCUUUAAUGCUAGGAAUCAUUUGCUUUGAAAUCUGCCACAAGGGAUCAUGUUGAUUAAAUUCGGUUGUCACGUGUAGAGCAUUUUAUUUUUUUUUGGAAUGAACUUACGCUUAUUUAGGGGGAGGGCGUGUAUCUCACAUGGGUUUUAAUUGUUUAUUGGCACCGUAUUACUUGCCUACAUAUAAUCUACUCUUGAUGGUACAUAUCACGCUUCCCUCGUUGCUAGGGUUUUUCAUUGAGUUUUUACCUGUUGAUACCAACCAAGUGUGAACAACUUUCCGGUCUAGUUGUUCUGAGAUCUUCUGCCUUCUUUGUUAAAUAUGUUUAGGUUCUGACGCUAGUUCUUGCUAAAUAAUGGUCUGAAGAAAGGAUCUCAUGGCCACAAUAAUCUGGAUGAUGUAUCUAUAGAUCGCAAAAUUGGUGCUGUGGAAAAUAGGUGGUCAUUAUUUGGGUGACUCUAUAUUUAUCAUUGUACGUGUCAUCACGCCUGUUUACUCGUGCUUAAUCUUUGUACAAUCGUCCCUUGGAUUCCGUUUAUUCACUUAUCUUCAGCAAGUUUAUGAACAUUUUUUCGCAGAAAAACCCUUUUAUCAGUCUCAAUCACGAGGGUAAUGUGAUUUUAGAUAUUUUUACCUGCUGACCACUUAAAGUAAUUGCACUUCUAUUAGCUGAUGUUCAUUAAUUAUGGUAGCAGUCCCAAUGAUGUAAUGUGAUUUUGGUUCAAGAUAUCUGAGUAACUGUUUUUGGUGGCAUUUUGUGUUUGCCUCUUACAGAUCAGUUCUCAGAAGAAAAAAACUGGUGUUAUUGCGCCAAAGCGCUUUGUACAGAGAGUAAAAAAAGAAAAUGAGCUCUUCCGCAGUUAUAUGCACCAGGUAACUUGUCACCUGAUAUACAUUGAUGUCUGGAUAACGCUGCCUUUUUUUGUAAAAAUAACUUCACUGGUAUACAUUAACUAUGUAUAGCUUCACUGGUUUUCUUUUUUGACAAUCAAUAUUUCCCCUGAAAUACCACAAACUACUUCCAGUAGGCGGUUUUGGUUAUUGUCACUUUUUUUGUAACGGUCAAAUACCUUUUACCCCUGGUUUUCAUUUGAUUAGACAGAGAAGAAUACGAAUGUUGCCUGAAGUUCUUGAUUUCUGUUUGCCUUAGAUCCUCUUACAUUAAUCUCUCAACGAUGGGUUUGUGUGGUUCAAUAGGGCCAUCAUGGCACAGUUCUAAUCACAACCAAAUGAAGAGGGCAGUAAGGGAUGAUAGAGGAAAUCAACUAGGGGUGCCAGAUGAAAGAAAAACCCGCAACAUUUUUACCCUGAAUCCGAAGUUAUAUGAUGAAAAAAAGGACUUGGUGACCAUAUUUUUCCUCCUAAUUUGUGCGAGCUGAAGGUGAUUGGAGAGUCAAUAGCUUCCAUAUUUUACUUCGUAGUUGAUUACAACCGUAUUUUCUGAAGUGAAGAUGAUGGGAAGACUUUCUCUUCUGAGAUAUACCGUUGCUCUCUUUUACUUUUUCACUGAUCUCCUUGUAUUUCUGUUCUCUUCUUUCACUUGUUGCCUACAGAGACGAUGCAUUGACGGUUAAAGGCAUCAUAAAGUGUGUCGCCAUACUCUGUGGUUUUAUAUCCAUUCCGAAAUGAGGCAUCAUCUAUUUUACUUUCAUGCAGGAUGCUCAUGAAUUCCUGAAUUUUUUGCUAAAUGAGCUUGUCGACAUAUUGGAGAAGGAAUCCAACGCUGCAACUUCCUCUCCAGGAACGUUGACAGCAUCUGAAAAUAUUGCCAAUGGAACAUGUAAUCACGUGAGCAAUGGCAUCAAAGAAGAGCAAUUAGUUUCAUGGGUUCACAGGAUUUUUCAGGUAUCCUCGAUUCAGAACCAUGGUUAGACUCUCUCUCAACUGUUCACUGUUUUUCUUUUUCUUUUUCUUUUUCUUUUUUUCCGACGACAUCAAAAGCAACUGAUGUUCCCGUGCGUCCUUGCCUUUUGUAGAUGAACGUAUUCAUGCAUAUGAUGUUAGUGACCAAAGUUCACCAUUGUUUUGGGGAUUUUUUAUACUAACCCCGGUGCAUUUUCCCUCUAAAACGUGUACAGGGAACGCUGACUAAUGAAACACGGUGCUUGCUGUGUGAGACAGUGACGGCAAGGGACGAAACAUUCUUGGACUUGAGCUUAGAUAUUGAACAGAACAGCUCAAUCACAAGUUGUCUUAAGAACUUCAGUUCGACGGAGACUCUGAACGCUGAAGAUAAGUUCUUCUGUGACAAGUGCUGCAGGUUAGGCCUCAUUCUCCCCUCCUCUCCCUUUCAUUCUGUCAACCCGUUAUCUGAGAGCUUCUCUCAGCAGUGAUAUAAUAUAUAUAUAUAUUUAUAUAUCAUCGUCUAGAUGUUCGUUCACAUCAUAAAAUCAGAUUGCCAAUGUGGGAAACAAAACAGCACAUUGAGUUGAAAUUUCCUUAUUCUUUAUGCCAUUAAUUUUCUCAUCAAUCGGACUGAGCAUACUAAAAUCUGAUCCGAUUAGCUUUCCCUUCCUUACUGGCAUAGUUUACAGGAAGCCCAGAAGAGGAUGAAGAUAAAGAAGCUGCCGCACAUCCUGGUGAUCCAUCUCAAGCGCUUCAAGUACAUUGAGCAGCUGGGCCGCAACAAGAAACUGUCCUAUCGCGUCGUCUUUCCAGUGGAGUUGAAGCUGAGUAACACUGUAGAUGGCGACGACACCGAGUACUCCCUCUUUGCUGUCGUGGUUCAUGUGGGCAGCGGGCCGAACCACGGCCACUACGUCAGCCUCGUGAAGAGCCACAGCCACUGGUUGUUUUUCGACGACGAGAACGUGGAUAUGAUCGACGAAUCUGCCGUUCAGACGUUCUUUGGGUCGGCCCAAGAGUAUUCAAGCAACACGGACCAUGGGUACAUCUUGUUCUACGAAAGAGCCGUCCCCGGGAGUUGA